Penicillium manginii is the source of this 1851-nucleotide messenger RNA. RefSeq names its product flavin-containing monooxygenase. The transcript is spliced from 2 exons. The coding region runs from base 1 to 1851 and encodes 616 amino acids. Lineage: Eukaryota; Fungi; Ascomycota; Eurotiomycetes; Eurotiales; Aspergillaceae. Gene Ontology annotation, molecular function: flavin adenine dinucleotide binding; monooxygenase activity. The record is from RefSeq and is a predicted model, not a curated record.
AUGAGUGAAGAAUUCCCGCCACUAGCGGCUCUUCCAAGCCUCACUUUGCACCCAUCUGUGAAGCCAGAACAUCUCAAUGCGGCCAAAAUUGUGGAUGAUUGGCUUUUGUCUUUCAUGAAAAGUCUAAAAGACAGCUGUGUGGGCGACAUGCUUGAACAUUUUCUCGAAGAGGAGUCGUGGUGGAGAGAUUUCGUUUCUCUCACAUGGGAUAUCGCGUGUCAUAAUGGAUCUGUAGCCAUAUGCAAAUAUCUUAGCACCUCCACAUCUGGGUUCACAGAGGCUAAAGCAGAACAGCUAGGCGCACUGCAGCCACACUUGGAAAAUUUAGGAGGACUGAGGUUCAUUCAAUCCGGGUUUACUUUCAAGACCAAUUUUGGCACCGGGAGAGGUGUUCUUAGGCUGGCCAAUGUUGGGGUAGACCAGUGGAAGGCAUGGACGGUAUUCACAGUGCUUGAGAAUUUGAAUGAGGAGGAAUACCUUGAGCUACGAAAGACAAAGGAGUCGGAAAUAAAGCGCAGUGUUUCCGACGAUGAUCUGCAAGUCUUGGUAGUUGGAGCAGGUGCGAACGCAAAAAAAUUCAUUAGUCGACGCAAACAGUUAACCCCGCUACUAGGUCAAUCUGGACUUGCAAUUGCAGCGCAUUUGCAAGAGCUAGGCAUCAAGUAUCUUGUCGUGGACAAAGCGUCUAAACCUGGUGACUCCUGGCGAGCAAGAUAUGAAUCGAUCAAAUUGCACACGCCUAUAUAUUCGGAUCACUACCCAUUCAUGAAGUACCCGACCAACUGGCCCCGCUACCUUGACCAGGAACAUAUUGCAAAAUGGAUGGAGCACUACGGACAUGUGAUGGCUCUCAAUAUCAGGCAUGAUACCCUCGCGAGGAAGAUCGAGUACAAUGAAUCGAUGCAACGGUGGUCAAUUGAGUUACAGAGCAAGGAUGGCACGAAGACUAUCAUUCCUAAGCACGUUGUGCUAGCCACCGGGCUAUUGAGCGAUUUCCCUGUUCGCCCCACGUUCUCUGGUGAAGAUAUAUUUAACGGCAAGGUCUAUCACACAGUGGCACAUAAAUCGGCAGCUUUGGUACCGGAAUUACGAAGCAAGAAAAUCGCAAUCAUCGGAUCUGGGACCAGUGCGCAUGAUGUAGCCCAGGACUUCGUCAACCAUGGGGCUGAGACUGUAACAAUGGUGCAACGUGGCCCCAUUUAUGUGGUAUCUCUUGGUUCGCUGGAAGAUAUGCAGCUUCGGCUGUGGAACACUCCAGGAUUAAGCACUGAGGAUGCUGAUCUUUUGGGUAACUCCCUGCCAACGGCUGUUGUUCGUACUCUGAGUGUGGGAGCGUCCCAAAUGAUGUCGGCAAAUGACGAAGUCAUGUUAGAUGGGCUGGAAAAGGCUGGACUGGCAUUGAAAAGGGGAAAUGAAGGAGAUAGUCUGGUCGAUUAUCAGCUCAUCAAGGCAGGUCAUUUCUAUAUUGACCAAGGUGCAUGUCAAAUGAUCAUCGACGGUCGGAUCCAGGUACGGAGAUGUGAACAAGGCGUCCAGGAGUAUUACUCAGACGGGAUCAUUCUCGGUGACGGUACCAAGAUCGAGUCCGACAUUGUCGUUUUAGCAACGGGUUUCGAACGUAAUAUCAAGCAGGUUGAGGCGCUCAUGGGGAAUGAGGUGAUGGAUAAGGUCGGAGAUCUCUGCGGUUUGGAUGACAGCCAAGAAAGAAUCGGUGUGUGGAGACCGACCGGUAUGCCGGGUUUCUGGUUCAUGACCGGUAGCUUUAUGUGGUCGAGGCAGUUUGCUCCAAUCCUCGCUCUGCAGAUUGCUGCCGUAGAGCGAGGGCUGCAAAAUUAUCACACCUCGCUAUAG